Aphidius gifuensis is the source of this 4367-nucleotide messenger RNA. RefSeq names its product glutamate receptor ionotropic, kainate 2 (gene KaiR1D). Gene Ontology annotation, molecular function: glutamate-gated receptor activity; transmitter-gated monoatomic ion channel activity involved in regulation of postsynaptic membrane potential. The record is from RefSeq and is a predicted model, not a curated record. Bases 573 to 3461 code for a protein of 962 amino acids. Gene Ontology annotation, cellular component: postsynaptic membrane; plasma membrane. The transcript is spliced from 20 exons. Lineage: Eukaryota; Metazoa; Arthropoda; Insecta; Hymenoptera; Braconidae. Gene Ontology annotation, biological process: synaptic transmission, glutamatergic; modulation of chemical synaptic transmission; monoatomic ion transport.
UCAACUUCGUGGCAUACUCUACACAUCGUUUGUGUAUUUAUAAUAAAAAACUAUUUAUUAAUAAAAUCAAAAUUUAAAAUGAUAUUAAUAAAAACCAAUAAAUAUAUUUGAAAUAUAAAAAUUAAAGUGAAUAAAGCAAAUCAUACAAAAAUUUUGUGAAAAAAAAAAGUGUUUUGUGAAUUUUUUAUAAUUUUUAAAUUUUCAUAUUAAAAAUAAAAUAUUUUUCAUAAUUAUAAAUAAAAAACUAAUUAUUUAUUGACAUUAUGACUAUAUGAUAUAUUUUUUUUUAAAUUGUUAAUUUUUUAAUUUGUUCAAUUGAAGUUGAGUUUAAACAGUUUUUUUUUUUGCUUUAAUGACAGGUGUUAUGUGAGUGUCUGUGGAGAGGUCAAAGUAAUGGAUUGUGAAUGGUGACAAACUGGUGGUACCUGUGGUUUGACUGUGACUUUUCGUGGAAGUAACAUCACGUCAUAAAAUCGCAGUGAGGUUUUUUCGAGCGUGGAAAAAAACAGUGGCCCAGGGUGUUGUGUGCCUGACACACCAGUGUCAUUGCUGGUAAGGUACCACAACCGGAAAUGGCAUUAAGAUGGUGGCUUCUGUUGGUGCUCUUGAUAAAUCAUGCCAGUGGUCUCCCUGAAAUUAUCAGGAUAGGGGGAUUGUUUCAUCCAUCGGACGAUAAACAAGCAGUUGCAUUUAGAUAUGCUGUUGAAAAAAUAAAUGCAAUUCGUGAUAUAUUACCUAGAUCAAGACUGAGUGCCCAAAUUGAACAAAUAUCACCUCAAGAUAGUUUUCAUGCAUCAAAAAGAGUUUGUUACUUGCUUAAUACUGGUGUUGCUGCAAUAUUUGGUCCUCAAAGUGCACAUACAGCAUCACAUGUACAGAGUAUAUGUGAUACCAUGGAAAUACCACACCUUGAAACACGUUGGGAUUAUCGACUCAGAAGAGAGAGUUGUCUUGUCAACUUAUAUCCACAUCCUUCAACAUUGUCCAAGGCUUACGUGGAUCUUGUAAAAGCUUGGGGUUGGAAAAGCUUCACAAUAAUUUACGAAAAUAACGAGGGUCUUGUAAGAUUGCAAGAGCUACUCAAGGCACAUGGACCAAGUGAAUUUCCAAUUGCAGUUAGGCAGCUUGGCGAAAGUACUGAUUACCGACCAUUGCUGAAACAAAUAAAAAAUUCAGCUGAGUCACAUAUUGUACUUGAUUGUUCGACUGAAAGAAUACAUGAAGUUUUGAAGCAGGCACAACAAAUUGGAAUGAUGAGUGAUUAUCACAGCUAUCUCAUAACAUCACUGGAUCUACACAGUGUUGAUCUGGAAGAGUUUAAAUAUGGUGGAACAAAUAUAACAGCUUUUAGAUUAUUGGAUCCGGAAAAACCAGAGAUACAAAAUACUGUUCAAGAAUGGAUAUAUGGAGAACAAAGAUAUGGACGACAGCUUGACAUGGGACAGGGUCUCAAUAAGAAUAAUACAACGGCUUUGAAGACUGAAGUGGCACUAAUGUACGAUGCAGUGCACCUAUUUUCAAAAGCACUUCAUGUACUUGACACGUCUCAACAAAUCGACAUAAAACAAUUGUCCUGUGAAUCUGCUGACACCUGGUCACAUGGUUACUCAUUGAUAAAUUACAUGAAAAUAGUGGAGAUGAAAGGACUAACGGGUUUAAUAAAAUUUGAUCAUCAAGGUUUUCGUUCAGAUUUUAUGCUUGAUAUUAUUGAAUUAAAUUCCAAAGAGGGUCUCAAAAAAAUUGGUACAUGGAAUAGCACUGAGGGUGUUAAUUUUACACGUACAUUUGGUGAUGUUUAUACACAAAUUGUUGAGAGUCUUCAGAAUAAAACAUUCAUUGUUACAACACUUCUGAGUGCACCUUAUUGUAUGUUAAAAGAUUCAAGUGAAAAGCUUCAAGGUAAUUCACAGUAUGAAGGUUACAGUGUUGAUUUGAUACAUGAAAUAUCAAAAAUACUUGGAUUUAAUUAUACAUUUCGUCUUGUACCUGAUAAAAAAUAUGGCUCGUUAAAUAAAGAAACAAAAGAAUGGGAUGGAAUGAUCAAAGAAUUACUCGAUCAAAAAGCUGAUUUAGCUAUUGGAGAUUUAACAAUUACAUAUGAGCGUGAACAAGCUGUUGAUUUUACCAUGCCAUUCAUGAAUCUAGGAAUAAGCAUACUCUACCGGAAACCCAUUAAAAAACCACCAAAUCUGUUUUCAUUUUUGAGCCCAUUGAGUUUGGACGUUUGGAUUUACAUGGCAACAGCUUACCUUGGUGUUUCAAUUCUUCUUUUUAUACUAGCAAGAUUUACACCGUACGAGUGGUACAAUUCUCGUCCAUGUGGAAAAAAUUGUGAUCACGUACAAAACCACUUCAACCUGAUCAACAGUCUCUGGUUUGCAGUUGGUUCAUUGAUGCGUCAGACCACCGAUAUUUUACCCAAGUUCAGUCCAUAUGAGUGGGAGCAUUCCCAUCCAUGCAACCCACAGUCCGAGGUCUGCGGAAACGAGUUCACACUCCUUAAUUCACUCUGGUUCACCAUAGGCUCCCUCAUGCAGCAAGGCUCUGAUAUAGCACCUAAGGCUGUUUCUACUAGAAUGGUUGCUGGAAUGUGGUGGUUUUUUACUCUUAUAAUGAUAUCAUCAUACACAGCAAAUCUUGCUGCAUUUUUAACUGUUGAAAGAAUGGAAUCACCAAUUGAAAGUGCUGAAGAUCUUGCUAAACAAACUAAAAUUAAAUAUGGUGCAUUAGCAGGUGGUAGUACAGCAUCAUUUUUUCGAGAUUCAAAUUUUUCAACAUACCAACGUAUGUGGUCUUUCAUGCAGUCAGCAAAACCAAAUGUAUUCACAAAAAGUAAUAUGGAAGGAGUCGAAUGGGUUAUCAAGAGAAAAGGUAGCUACGCAUUUCUGAUGGAAUCCACAUCUAUUGAGUACGUGAUUGAGAGAAAUUGCGAACUCACUCGAGUAGGAACAGAGUUGGAUUCAAAAGGAUAUGGAAUUGCUAUGCCACCGAACUCACCAUACAGAACGGCAAUAAGCAGUGCAAUAUUAAAACUUCAAGAAGAGGGAAAACUUCAUAUAUUAAAGACAAGAUGGUGGAAAGAAAAACGUGGUGGUGGAAAAUGUCGAGAGGACAAUCAAAAAACUGGAUCAGCAGCAAAUGAAUUGGGUCUUGCUAAUGUUGGUGGUGUAUUUGUCGUACUGAUGGGUGGAAUGGGUGUUGCCUGUGUUAUGGCAGUUUGUGAAUUCGUAUGGAAAAGCAGAAAAGUUGCUGUUGAAGAAAGGAAGGCAUCACUACGUUCAGAGAUACCAAGUGAAUUGCGGUACUCAAGAGACAAUAUUGAUGGUAUUGAAAAAUCAACAAGGACAAAUUCCUGUCAUCGUCAAAAGCAACAAUCCAAUCUGUCAAUAGUAUCAGAAGUUGGAGAGGCACCUGGUUACACAAAGUACAGACAUUUCAUUGGAAAACCACCUCUUACGUGAACACAAAAUUCAACAAAUAUAUGUUCAAACAAUGGUGAAAGUGCUCAACUCAAAUGAUAAAAUUUAUUCAAAAAAUAAAAGACUAAAUAUAUACAUAAAAUACCAAUAAACCAAGUACAUUUCCAUCAACAUUUUAGAAUCGUAUACAGUGUCAGUCAGAGUGAAAAAUUAAAAAAAAAACAACUAAAUAUAAAAUGACUCUUUUAGAAAUAGUUAUAUCAUUCUGUUUAAAAUAAAACUUUUUCUAUAAAAAACGUUGAUGUAUGAUGAGAAUAUGAGACCGAUGUUUUUUAACAUCAUUAUUGUAAAUAUUAGAUUUCGAUUUCGACAGUGUGAGAUGAUUUAAAAAAUAAAAAAUAAAAUAAAUAUACGUAUAUUAAAAUGAUGUGAGUGUGAUAAUCAAAUGAAAUACUCAUAUUUCGUAAAAAUAAAAAUACGAAUAAAUAGAUUAUCAUUUUUCACUUUGAAAAAAUUUUGAUUAUAAUUCAUGCGAUGAUAUUUAAAUUACAAAAAUCAAAAUAUAGAAAAAUAAAAAAAAACAAUUUAUCAUAAUAUAUAGAAAUAGAUUAAUUUUAAAUAUUCAAAAUCAACAAUUUCGCAUGAGGUAUAAUCAAAUGUUUUAUUGUCAGUUUAUCUUUUUUCUAAAAAAAAAAAAUAAUUUAUAAAGAUGAUAGUUAUUAUUAUUGAGCUUAAUGAUACUCAUCAUUAUCAUGUACUAAUCAAAAUAACGUACAAAUGAUAAUAAUUUUUAAGUAAAUAUUUCAAAAUUUUAAUGAAUUCAUGUACAGUAUAUUUAAUGAUAGUUGUGUGAAUAAUUAAAUUUAAAAAAUAACAACAGAUUAUCAAUAGAAAAAAAAACAUAUUAUUAUUCCCCAAAAAAAAAAAAAUUAAUCAAAAUAAAAAAAA